This is a messenger RNA of Mytilus trossulus (common blue mussel), 5120 nucleotides long. Its product is annotated as cullin-associated NEDD8-dissociated protein 1-like. The transcript is spliced from 32 exons. The record is from RefSeq and is a predicted model, not a curated record. The coding region runs from base 154 to 3876 and encodes 1240 amino acids. Gene Ontology annotation, biological process: protein ubiquitination; SCF complex assembly. Gene Ontology annotation, cellular component: nucleus. Lineage: Eukaryota; Metazoa; Mollusca; Bivalvia; Mytilida; Mytilidae.
ACAUAGAGGUCGCUAAGCGGAAACUGCCAUUUCUCUGCGAAAAUAAAAUUGUUUUGGCAUGUGAAGCCGACACACAAAAAACAGAGAAAGAAGAAAUAUAACAGAACUGACAGAUAAAUUCAAUCAUCUUUGUUCUCUGUCAAAACAAGAAAAAUGGCGAGUGUAUCGUAUCAUAUCGCUAAUCUUUUGGAAAAGAUGACUUCAAACGAUAAAGACUUUAGAUUUAUGGCUACAAAUGAUUUGAUGACAGAACUUCAGAAAGAUUCUAUAAAGUUAGAUGAUGACAGUGAAAGAAAGGUUGUAAAGAUGCUGCUGAAGCUAUUAGAAGACAAGAAUGGUGAAGUCCAGAAUCUGGCUGUUAAAUGCCUUGGACCAUUGGUGAAUAAAGUGAAAGAGUUUCAAGUAGAGACCAUUGUAGAUACCCUAUGUAGUAAUAUGAUAUCAGAUAAAGAACAGCUCCGAGAUAUCUCAAGUAUUGGUUUAAAGACAGUGAUCAGUGAGUUGCCUCCCUCUUCUACUGCACUAGCUUCCAGUAUAUGUAAAAAGAUAACAGGCAGACUUACCAGUGCUAUUUCUAAACAAGAAGAUAUGUCUGUACAACUAGAAGCUUUAGACAUUCUAGGAGAUUUGCUGAGUAGAUUUGGAGGUUUGUUGAUCAGUUUCCAUCCUAGUAUUAUGCAAUCCUUGCUGCCACAGUUAUCUAGUCCCAGACUGGCAGUCAGGAAGAGGGCAAUCAUUGCUUUAGGUUACUUAGUAAUGAGUUGUAACAACACAUUGUUUUUCGAGUUGAUAGAAUUUUUACUGACAGAAUUGAAUAAGAAUACAUCAACAUCCACUACUAGAACAUAUAUACAGUGUGUUGGAGCAAUCAGUCGACAGGCAGGUCACAGAUUUGGGGAACAUUUAGAAAAGAUAGUGCCACCUAUUAUGAAGUUUUGUCAGGAGGAAGAUGAUGAACUGAGAGAGUACUGUCUCCAAGCUUUUGAAUCUUUUGUCAGAAGAUGUCCUAAAGAAAUAUCAUCAUUUGUAACUAAUAUAAUAAAAACCUGUCUUAAGUAUAUCUGUCAUGACCCUAACUAUAAUUAUGAUGAUGACGAUGAUGGAUUUGGUGAUGAAGCUAUGGAUGCUGAAGAUGAUGAUGAAGAUGAAGAAGGAGAUGAAGAAUAUAGUGAUGAUGAUGACAUGAGUUGGAAAGUCAGACGAGCUGCUGCUAAAUGUUUGGAUGCUGUUAUUGCUACUAGACAUGAAAUGUUGAUGGAAUUUUACAAAACUGUUUCCCCAGCUCUCAUUACAAGAUUUAAAGAGAGAGAAGAGAAUGUAAAAGCUGAUAUUUUCCAUGCCUAUAUCACACUGUUGAGACAGACCAGACCUACUGUAACCUCUGACCCUGAUGCUAUGGAUCAAGAUGGAGGACCAGUUUCCAUGUUACAAAAUCAAGUACCAGAUAUAAUCAAAGCCAUACACAAACAAUUAAAGGAAAAGAGCGUGAAGACAAGACAGGGAUGCUUCAGUCUACUUACAGAAUUAGUUGUCGUGCUACCUGGUGCCCUAACAGACCACCUACAGGCAUUAGUUCCAGGGAUACAGUAUUCUCUAGGAGAUAAAAACUCCAGCUCCAACAUGAAGAUUGAUACAUUGUCCUUCCUGAACUGUAUCCUAACUCACCAUAGUCCUGUAGUAUUCCAUCCACAUGUUAAAGUUUUGGUACCACCAAUAGUACAUGCCGUUGGAGAUCCAUUUUAUAAAAUAACAUCAGAAGCUUUGCUAGUAACACAACAGCUAGUCAAGGUCAUCAGACCAUUAGAUGUACAAGUGAGUUUUGAUUACAAACCAUACGUAAAAGAUUUAUACAAAUGUACGCUGAACAGAUUAGUGGCUGCUGAUAUUGACCAGGAGGUUAAGGAGAGGGCCAUUUCUUGUAUGGGUCAAAUGAUUUGUAACCUUGGUGACUGUUUGUCAGCAGAACUGAAGAAUUGUUUACCAAUAUUUUUAGAGAGAUUGAAGAAUGAAAUAACGAGAUUGACAGCUGUAAAGGCUUUAACUAUGAUAGCAGGGUCUCCAUUGAAAAUAGAUUUAAAAUCUGUUUUAGAUGAAGGUAUACCAAUCUUGGCCUCAUUUUUAAGAAAAAAUCAGAGAGCUUUAAAACUUAGUACAUUAACCUGUCUGGAUGUUUUAGUGAAAAAUUAUGGAACAGCUCUAUCAUCUGGUAUGAUAUAUGAAGUAAUGAAGGAAAUGCCUAUCCUUAUCAGUGAAAAUGAUCUACAUGUUUCUCAGCUUUCCUUACAUUUGUUGACCUCCAUAUCUAAGAUACACAAGUCAUGUAUGGCAACCAUACCUAAUGAGAUAUUACCACAGAUCUUAGUACUGAUUCAGUCCCCACUACUACAAGGGGGAGCCUUGAAUGCUUUAUUGGAGUUCUUCCAGGCUUUAGUAGCUACGGGACUACCUAAACUUGGUUUUAAAGAUCUUCUGCAGAUGUUAAUUAACCCAGUGUAUAACCCUACCCAACAGACCACGAGUAACAUUUUUGCUGUGCACCGACAAGCUUUUCAUUCUAUAGCUAAGUCUGUAGCAGCUCUGACAGUCAAAAGUUCCUCAGACUCCACCAGUGUGGUAAACCAGUUUGUUAAAGAUGUAAAGAAUGCUAAGUCAUCAGAUUCAGUGAAAUUGUUUUCUUUGUUGGCUUUAGGAGAAAUUGGAAGGCAUAUAGAUUUAAGUUCUCACGGAGAAAUACAGAUGGUAAUUCUAGAAUCAUUUUCGUCCCAGAGUGAAGAAGUAAAAUCUGCUGCUUCAUAUGCUCUCGGAAAUGUCAGUGUUGGAAACAUGCCUAAAUUUUUACCUUUCGUGUUAAAAGAAAUAGAAAAUCAACCAAAACGACAAUACUUGCUGUUACAUUCUCUUAAAGAGAUAAUAAGCUGUGAGUCGUCGUCAGCAGGUGGAGUAGAUACACUUAAAACAUAUGUAAUGACUAUUUGGAAUAUGUUGUUCCAUCACUGUGAAUGUCCUGAAGAAGGGACCAGGAAUGUAGUAUCUGAAUGCCUGGGUAAACUAACCCUUAUAGAUCCUGCCAACUUGCUCUCAAACCUUAAACAACAUCUAAAUUCUCAGUCAGCUUUAACUAGAUCUACAGUUGUCACAGCAAUCAAAUUCACUAUAUCAGAUCAGCCACAAGGCAUAGAUGCUUUAUUACGCACUUGUAUUGGAGAUUUCCUUAAGACUUUGCAAGACCCAGAUUUAAAUGUUCGACGUGUUGCCUUGGUAACAUUUAACUCAGCUGCUCACAACAAACCAACUUUAAUCCGAGAUUUAUUAGAUAGUGUUUUACCACAUUUAUAUAAUGAAACAAAAGUUAGGAAAGAACUGAUAAGAGAAGUUGAGAUGGGUCCGUUUAAACACACAUUAGAUGAUGGAUUAGAUAUUAGAAAGGCUGCCUUUGAGUGUAUGUACACUUUACUAGAUUCCUGUUUAGAUAGACUAGAUAUAUUUGAAUUCCUGAAUCAUGUAGAGGAUGGUUUAAAAGAUCACUACGAUAUCAAAAUGUUGACGUACCUGAUGUUAGUUAGACUGGCUCAUUUAUGUCCUAGUGCUGUUUUACAAAAAUUGGACAGAUUGGUGGAGCCACUAAGAGCAACAUGUACAACAAAGGUGAAAGCUCACUCUGUUAAACAGGAGUUUGAGAAACAAGACGAGUUAAAGAGAUCUGCCAUGAGAGCUGUAGCAGCAUUGUUAGCAAUAACUGAUGCAGAUAAAAGCCCACAGAUGAAUGAAUUCUUGUCAUAUAUCAAAUCCAACACUGAGAUGGCGGCCAUGUUUGAAAGUAUUCAGAAAGAUGCGCAAGCCUCCAUUUCAGAUUCUAUGGUUAUGGAUACAAGUUGAUGUGUUGUCACGGAGAUAUCAUAAAAGUGCUAAUUAUUGAACUCUGAAACAUUUUUACAUGUGAACAAAUAGUUUAUAAACCUUUGUUUUGCUUUUAUCAUGUUAUGUUAAAGAACUUGUUGAUGACUGAAAUGACAAUUAAUAUCAAAUAGAACCUUGUUUUGAUUCCUUAAUAUAAAUGAGGUGAUAAGAUUUCAUUCAAGCUUAAUUCGGACCUGUCAUCUUUUCUUAUUGUUUGGGGAUUUCUCCUAGAGGAGUUGACAUUACUAAUAAAAUCCUCCAUUAUAAAAAAAUAUAUCUGAAACAUCCACAAAUACACUCAUUAAAAAUCAAAGAGUAUUAGAAACUUUUGAUAUGCAUGAGAGAUGCAUGAGAUCAUCCAAACUGGUAGAUAUUUUAAAAAGUUUGCAGGUAUCAUUUUCAAUUUAUGAAAUGCUUGUUUUUAUGCUAUAUUUAUAGUUUGUUUCAACUGUAAUAUCUUCUCUAACUUCAUAUGAUAGAGGACAAAAGUCAAAAGUAUGUGUUGUUCUUUCAGGUAAGCUGCAUUUCUGAUUGCAAAAUAUAACCACCUCCAAAACCUGCUCAAGGUCUAUGUAUCUUAAAGGUACUCUGGUUCUAUUGCCAAAAAAAUCUGGCCACCAUCAUAGAUCCAAACAUUGGAAGUGGAAUUAAACACUAACCAACAAUCAAAAUGAUUGAGAAAUGAUUACAAAGUUUAGACAUCCUUAUGAAGUUUGUAAUUAAACAAAUAAUUGCUUCAAACUUAUUUUGAAAAUUUUGUAAACUCUGUUGCUAUUCGUAAUUCCCAAACUUUUAUUAAAUUGUCCAAUGGGAUCAUUUUCAGAACAGAAGUUACAACAAAGUUUUUACAGUUCCUAUAGAUAAAGUGUGACCAUUUAAUGAGGAAAUAAGUUUUAGUCUAACUAUGAAUCGUACAGUGAUAUAAUCAUAGCUCAUGUUUGCUACAAUGCAACUGUUGUAUUUUGUAUUUAAUUGCUUAGAUUAUACAUUUCAUUUCCAUUUACAAUGUUAGUAUAGAAAAAUUGUUUAAAUAACAUUGUACGAACAGAAAUAGUUGUAUAGAACAGGCAUUGUUUUUAAUUUGGUAUGUUCAAAAUUCUGUAUGAUUUUUGUGAAUUUUUACUUCCUGAAGGUCAUUCCUUGUUUAGUUGUCUUUAGAAAUCAGUCUGUUAUAAGAUAUUCAAAUAAACUGUUUGGAAGCGAAAUAAAAUUUCAAAACAAGA